Molecule: messenger RNA, 2094 nt
Organism: Ostrea edulis (European flat oyster)
Lineage: Eukaryota; Metazoa; Mollusca; Bivalvia; Ostreida; Ostreidae
Exons: 4
Coding region: 556-1065 (169 amino acids)
Source: RefSeq, a predicted model, not a curated record
CGAUUGUUGGGCCGUUCUUGGCACACUGGUUUUGACUACGGAUAACUCCGUUUACCUGAUCAAGAUAUGGGGCUUACGGCGGGUGUGACCAGUCGACAGGGGAUGCUUACCUUUCCUAGGCACCCGAUCCCACCUCUGGUCUGUGUUUAAUACGUUGCUUCUAUUUACACGCUGCUAUUCCGGGAAGUAACUUCGAAUAAUACUAGUAAUUCAUGAAUAAAAAUGAAACGUAGAUUACGAAAAUCAAGAUAUAGCCUAUAUUUCUAAAUAUAUAUAUAUAUAUAUAUAUAUUCAGCAGAACUUUAAUAUAUAGGCCUACAUGUUAUUGAUAGAUCAUUCAAUUUAAUAUCAUUUAAAUGAUUUAAACCACUGAAGUUAAAUAAUAAAACGUGAUUUUCUUUUAUCAAAUUCAUACGAGCAAUACAAAACAUAAAGGCAAAAAUCAGGUUUUCUUUGAUGAAAUUAAACGAAUUUUUCAGCCAAUCAAACAUGCACCCACGCUCGCGCAUGAAACAUCUAAAUGUGUUGCAAAAAUAUGACGUCACAAUAUAAGAAAUGACGUACUCAGUUUUUAUUUGGCUGUUUCUUCUGCAAGAUGGGAUCACGGCGGUUACUCUGGCCAAUAAUGAGAACUGGACGACAAGUCGGACAGGGCGUCACAAGCGCUGGGAGGAGGAGGCGUAUGAUGAUUACGGCGGAGAUAAAAUCGAUUAUCAAGAAGAGACGGAGGAGGAGUCUAGAAUCAAGAACCUGAUGUUGAAUUGGGAGAAACUGGCUCUGCGCUUCAUCUUCGUCAUAUCCUUUUUGCUGAUGGUCACGUUCUGCGCCUGUCAUUUCUGUCAGAAAUACAUGAAGCAGCUUUGUAGGAAUGUCCACUGGUGGUGUCACCACUGCAUGAUGGGCUGGUGUCCUUGCUGCGUGGAAGACCCCAUGUUCGAAAAAAUUAAGAUGUUCUCCGAGAGCUAUGGCUUGAAUUUAUCUGAGGAUGCCUACAACCAACUGAAGAAAGUAAUGGAGGAAGGGGCAGCCCAGGGAAGAGGGGGAAUGGGGAUGGGCAGGAUAUGACACUGAUGGAUGACGGGAUAGCUCAGUGAAGGAGGAUUCUGGGAAUCAGCAGAAUGCGUUAUAUAUAUCAGACUUUCAUAAAUCAGCAAUUCUAAUUAUGGAAUUAAUAAGAAAGCUAGCUGCAUGUGUGUCGUAUUUUCGUGAUCAAUAUUAACAUUACAAUUAUUAUCAUUGAUAUAUCAUCAUCAUCAUUAUAGAAAUAAAAGGAUAGAUCACUGAAAAAUCGGACAAUAUCUAUGAUAUUGACGACUCACGUUUGCUAAAGGGUUAAGGCCACAAUAAACUUGACAAACCGUAAACAUGAUGAAGACUUGCUUUCAAGCCAUAAAAAUGUACAAAAAAAUCUACACAACAUGUGGAUUCUUGUAUAUAAAAGUGACAAAUUUAAAGUGUGUUCUUUAGAAAAGAGAGUUAAAACGAAUUGUUCUGUAUGCAUAUGUACAUAUGUAUGCGCUAUUGCGGUUCCGCUCUGACUGCAAGGUCAGGGUCAUGUAUUACAAAUCCAGAAUCUACAGCAUAUUGAACAUGGAGAUACAUACAUAUCAAUCUGACGAUUUGUACCUUUUCUAUUUCUAAAUAGAAUUCAAGUAAUGUUUUAUACAUCCCCAUGUAAAAUUUUAAAUCUUUGUUACGACCCCAUCUUGGCCUUGGGGGUUCAUUGUUUGAACAAACUUGAAUCUUGAAGCGUUAAUACAAAUUGCCUUUUCUGAAUUAGUAGAUUCUUGAGAAGAUUUUGAGACCAAACUUAUAUUCCCUAUUGUAAGUGACGCGGUGGUGUUAGAGCAACCGAACAUGUAAAUGUGAACAACAAUGAUAUAUCUUUUAAAAGAAAGGCUCAAUUUUAAUAAAACAUGAACACAAUCUUGUCAAAAACACCUUACUCUGCAUUUUAUUACAAUUAAAUACAAUUAUCUAAUAAGUACCAAAUAUUUAGCAUAUAAUUUUUUUUUAAAAAAAACUCGUUGCUGUGUCAAUUGAUUCGUUGAAAUCGAGGAAACAGUCAAUGUUUUAUAAGGCAUUUCUUCACAA